GUAACUUUCCCGGCCACCUCUUGGUCAGAACCCUACCUCAGCACACACAACCUAUGCUCUGGCAGCAGCCAUGAUGCACACCUCAAUCUCCUCUUCUGCUUUCAGCUUCAGCAAACAUCAUUGAAAUCUCUGGGCCGGCUCAUGGCGGUCCUGCUCAAGACAGAGCCCACCUGUGGCUUUUUCCAGAACAUAGUCCAUGUGAGUAUAUGUGGGGCAAGGGAGAAAGCAUGGUAACUGUCAAUAGCGGGGACAGAGAUUUGGGGACUGAGAGGACAGUCAGAGGGGGAGAAAUCUCCUGCUGACAUGCCAGUUCACUGCGAGCUCAAAAAUGGGCAGAGAAAUGAGCCCUGCAGGGGGAAAGGCAGGAGCCAGCCCUGGCAAACCACAGCUGAGGAAAAGCUCCUGGGUUAGGAGGCAGGAGUGUCUGCAGAGAGCAGGGGCAGCAGUGCUGGUGCUCAGUGAGGCAGGGGGCCACAUGGAACCAGGAAAGGCCCUAAGGGAAAGUGUCAGGAAAGGAGGGACAGGGAGAGGGGUGGCAGGAAGGGAAAGAAAAGAUGUCCUCAGUGAGACAGAUGCUCUGCCACAGGUCCUGCAGAGAUCUAUGACAUCAGACAACGUGUGGGAGCGCAAGAGGGCCCUGCAGACCUGCUCCCAGCUGCUGGCUGUUUGUGAAGAGCUUCAAAGAGGAGAUAUCUGUGAGCACUUUGGCUCCUUGGUGGGAUUGCUGGCACCUCUGACAUGUGACCCUAUGCCCACAUCCCGCCAGCUGGCCGCCACCUGUCUGAGCUCCCUUCUCCGAAUCCAAGCCAAAGCAGCCAACAGAGACAUCGAGACAGGAGACAUCAGGAGUCUGUAUGAGGGGCUGCAUGCCUGCAGCACCAUCUAUCAGCUCCAGACCUCGUCCAAAAUGGCAAGGAUCGUGUGCAGAAACUUCCCCUUAGAACGCACCGUCGACUUCAUGAUGGCCAUCAAGGAGAUCUUCCGGAGAGCCAAAGGAGUGCGUGUGCGUGCUGCUGGGAAGUGGAUGACCACCUUUCUGCAGAUGUAUGGAAAGGACAUCUGUCGGGACGUAAGAGACUUUCUUCCACAUAUCUUGGACUUCUGCUGGCUGUUGCACUAUGCCUUGUGCUAUUUGCCUCUUGUGCUAAAGAAGUACAGCCAGAGUGCAGAGCCAGGACAUGGACAGGGUGGCUGGCAUGAAAUUUAGGCUU
This is a messenger RNA of Phasianus colchicus (ring-necked pheasant), 1211 nucleotides long. The record is from RefSeq and is a predicted model, not a curated record. NCBI's taxonomy places the organism in Eukaryota, Metazoa, Chordata, Aves, Galliformes, Phasianidae.